GUGUUUUUUUCUUUUUUUUAUUCCUAUCAACUAGUAAAUGUCUAAAAAUAAUCUACCAAUAAACCAAGAGAGAAAACAAACAUUAAUUUGUUCUCUCAUAUGGAAUCUCUGAGUAAAGAUCCAAGUCCUUCUGAGGCUCCAGGCAUCAUUUCUACAACUGAAGCUCCCCCAUCACCAUGUCAGAAAGCGAAGGAGAAGAAGCAAGUAAUAGUUUUACAGGAAGAAGAAGAAGAAGGAAAAGUGAAGGACCAUGAAGAACAUGAGCCAAAACAGACUCUUGUGUUCGAUCUAAACCUCAAUAGAUAUGUUCCAAUUCAAGAGCUCAAUCUCAUUGACUGCUUAAACAACAUGGGUUCUUCUUCUUCUCAAGCUACUGAUCAAUCUGAGCAAAGAGUCUUCUCAUGCAACUACUGCCACAGAAGAUUCUACAGUUCACAGGCGCUUGGAGGGCACCAAAAUGCCCAUAAAAGAGAGAGAACUCUAGCAAAGAGAGGACAAAGAAUAGGCACAACUGCUUUUGGUGGGCAGCCAUAUAAUUAUCUGCACCACAAUCACUAUUCUACUAUAUCCUCUCUUCCUCUUCACGGUGGACAUAAUAGGUGUCUUGGGAUUCAAGCGCACUCAAUGAUCCAUAAACCAACUCAUGCAACAGCCAAUGUGUACGGUCACAACAACUGGUCUAGGCUUCCUAUUGAACAACAACCAGCCGUAGGAAGAUUAUUAUCAGUGGACAAAUUUCAUGCAAGUUCAACAGGACCGUCAGCUCGAGCUAGUGUUGGUAAAUUCAACUCUUACAGAACUCCGAUGGGUUCUUCUCAGGUGGAUGAACAAGGCACUAGUAAUUGUAAUUGGUGGAAAGGUGGUGGAGGUGUUGGUAGUGGUUUCAAGAGUUCUAAUCAGGAAGAUACGAAGAAGCUUGAUCUGUCUCUCAAGCUCUAAUUAAUCAAGUUUCUCUUAAAUCAGGUUUAUAAUUUUUAUUUUUUUAUAAUGCUGAAAUUUCCUGAUUGAGUAUCAAUAGAAACCUGUGAGAGAGAGUCAUAUUGGUUUGUCUGUUGCAACCUAAGCAUGACUCAAAGACAUAGAAUCUUGUAAAAGAAGUUGCAAAAAGCUCUUUAAAAAAUUGAGAUUGAUUUCUAUGAAACCCAAAUGCCCAAAAGCAAACUGAUUAA
Messenger RNA from Mangifera indica (mango), 1169 nucleotides. Its product is annotated as zinc finger protein 3-like. The record is from RefSeq and is a predicted model, not a curated record. The transcript has a single exon. Lineage: Eukaryota; Viridiplantae; Streptophyta; Magnoliopsida; Sapindales; Anacardiaceae. Gene Ontology annotation, biological process: negative regulation of abscisic acid-activated signaling pathway. The coding region runs from base 100 to 939 and encodes 279 amino acids.